Molecule: messenger RNA, 888 nt
Organism: Vanrija pseudolonga
Lineage: Eukaryota; Fungi; Basidiomycota; Tremellomycetes; Trichosporonales; Trichosporonaceae
Exons: 4
Coding region: 1-888 (295 amino acids)
Source: RefSeq, a predicted model, not a curated record
AUGGCAGCAUCAAACGGCACAGUGACCUACGGCACUAUGGCGUCGACCGAGCAGCUCAGCCCCAGCGGCGAUGCCCGCGGCAGCGAGGACCAGCUCCCGCGCCAUGUCGCGGGCGCGCCGCGGCCGACCCUCCCCCGCGCCGUCGCCGUCCGUCUCGCUGGCGAGGUGGACACCAAGGCGUGCGACUGGAUCUCAGUGUUCGCGUGCUUCUUGACAGGCUGGACGAGCGCAAUCAGCUUCACGGCAUGCUUCGUGUGGCCGGGCUUCCAGACGGGCAACGUCGCGCAGCUCGCCAUCGCGAUCGCGCGCACGUUCGAUCCGCCGCAGACGCGCACCUUCAAGUUCAUGAAGGGCGACCAGCAGGCGCUGACCGCGCUCGUGUCCUUCUGGCUGGGCACGAGCCUGGGGCGUAUCGGCGCGCGCGUCGGCCCGAAGCGCCGCUCGUGGCUCGUCGCGACGGCGCUCAUCCAGAUCGCGUUCGCGGUCGUUGCGGCGGUGCUCGCGCAUUACUCUGGCGAGGGCGCGUACGCCAUCGGCCGCGACCACCCGUCCUGGUCCACGCCAAAGGGCAUGGCGGCCCUCGGCUUCCUCUCGGCCAGCCUCGGCCUCCAGGGCAUCGUCGGCAAGCGUAUCGCCUCGCCGAUGAACACGACCGUCGUGCUCACGACCACCUGGGUCGAGAUCUUCAACGACCCGAGUCUGUUUUACAUCGGCUACGCGCCGAGCCGGGACAAGCGCAUCGCGGGCGUGCUCGCUGUCCUCGUCGGCGCGUUCACCGCGCGUGCCCUCCUCGGUGUGGCUGGCUCGGGCGGCGCCAUUGGCGUGCUGUGCGGGUUUAGACUGAUCCUGGCUGCGUGGUGGGCUGCGAUUCCCGGCCCCAAGGCGUAG